Messenger RNA from Sitophilus oryzae (rice weevil), 913 nucleotides. Its product is annotated as jerky protein homolog-like. Gene Ontology annotation, molecular function: nucleic acid binding. The record is from RefSeq and is a predicted model, not a curated record. The transcript is spliced from 2 exons. Bases 128 to 805 code for a protein of 225 amino acids. Lineage: Eukaryota; Metazoa; Arthropoda; Insecta; Coleoptera; Curculionidae.
CAGCAAUUUGUUCCAGAGGUAAGCAUAAAAAAUAUUCUCCUCUAAUUUCUAACUUUAUUGUACUAACGGUUUUUUGGAUAACGCUCCGUCUCAUCCACCUGCAGCAGAUUUAAAAUCUAGUGAUGGUAUGAUCUUUGUAAUGUUCAUGCCUCCGAACGUUACACCACCUAUUCAGCCAAUGGAUCAGAAUGUGCUUAGGCUUACCAAGCUUUUCUAUAGGAACAGUCUUCUUAGUUCCAUUAUUACUGGAAAUGACACUGUAGGUGAAGCCCUUAAGAAAACUAAAUUAAGGGAUGCAGUGAUCCAUUUAAUGGCCGCAUGGGAAAAACUAAACCCAGACAUGAUCUCAAAAUGUUGGCGAAACAUUCUUGACUUUACGGAUGCAUUAGAUGAGGACGACUUGCCUCUAUCACGCAUAAGACAACAGCUAAUUGAAGAACGAGCUGCCGACCCAAUAAGAGACACAAUAGCACUUUUAGGCGCUAUAGGGCCUGCGGAAUACACGGCUGUAGACAUUGAAGAAUGGAACAAGGAUUCAGUGAUAGAAGGAGCGAGCCUGGAAGAAGCUGAAAAUAUGGAUUCAAAUGAGAGUGGCAUUGAAAUCGAGGAACAGCCAAUAAUUACAAUUAAACAUAGCGAAGCAGUCCAGGCCCUUACAGUAUCAGUAGAAUGGGCUAAACAAAACGCAAUAAAUUUAUCGGAUAUUACAACUCUAAAAAACAUUCUUGAAAAAGCAGUUUUAGCUAACAUUUCGGCCAAACAAACUCAGUCAAAAAUAACUUCAUAUUUUAGAACUAAUAAUUAGUUUCAUGUAAUGUACAUAGAUAUUAAGCACUUGAUUUUGAUGUACGAUUAAACGAUUUUUAAAAUAUUAAUCCGUAUUUUAUUAUGUAUUUUUACUACCUUCAAUAAU